This is a messenger RNA of Brassica rapa (field mustard), 2420 nucleotides long. Its product is annotated as putative cysteine-rich repeat secretory protein 35. NCBI's taxonomy places the organism in Eukaryota, Viridiplantae, Streptophyta, Magnoliopsida, Brassicales, Brassicaceae. The record is from RefSeq and is a predicted model, not a curated record.
UUUUAAAUUUAUUCCGUAAAAAUAUUUCUUAAAUGUAACAAAGAAUUGAAAGGAAAAAAAAAGAAUAAAUUGAUCAAAAAAUUGUAAACUUCGUAUAGGUUAGUUUGUGUCUUCGGAUUUUGAUUGGCUAAAAACUGUAAGAAUUAAUUAAUCACAUAAUAAUGCAUUUAUAAUUAAAUUUUAAUUUGUUCAUUAAUAGUUUUGAUAACUCUAAAUCAUAAAUUAUUUUAAAACAAAUGAAGUAUUAAAAAUCCUAUUUAAGCAAGACUGGUGCACAAAAUGUCUUGUAUCAGUUUGGUUUUAUUUUUAGGUGUUUAAACUUAGUAAAAAUUUUGAAUUUAGACUUUUUCUUUGUCCCUCCAUUUAUGCCGCCGAAAAUAUGCAAAUUAUUUUCUCUUUUAUCCAAUAAGCCAAACAAUCAAAAUUCAUCUCAGUUCUUAUAUAAAUAUGUCAAUAUUUACACUUCAUUUAUAAAAACCACAAUUUACUUAAGUGAAAUAAAAAUCUAUAAUAAUGAAAUUUCCAUAUUCUCUAUCCAAACAAUUUCCGAUCCCUAUUUUGGUCAUGAAAUUCCUCAUCAUACAAAGUGUUUCGUCACUGAACCUUACCAAUGAGUAUCUCAACCACAAAUGCCUCAAUCAAGGGAAAUAUAAAUCUGGAAGUGAGUACGAGAACAAUCUCAACUCGAUCUUUCACGACUUUUCUACUAGUGAUUAUGCUGAAACCGGUUUCUUAGAUGCAAGUCUUGGAAAAACGACAGCGGAUUCUGUUACUGUCACUCUCCAGUGUCGUGGUGACUCUUAUAGAUCUAAUUGUCGUACAUGCGUUGACACUGCAAUUUCGGGGUUUCGUAAGAGAUGUCCGAGUAACAAAGGAGGAAUAAUAUGGUACGAUCAAUGUCUUCUUUAUAUUACUACAAUCAAAGUAAAGAGUCCAUUCAAGAUUAAUUACGAGAACAUUUUUUCUAUGCACAACCCAAAUAACGUGAGAGAGGAUGCAAAACUGUUUGCUAUGAGGGUGAGGGAUUUUUUCUCUGAGCUAACACUUAAAGUCAAGAAAAUCACCAAUAACGGUCUUCUCAAUUUUUACGCGGCGGGAGAAAAGAAGCUUGGAAAAAAUAAAUUAUAUGCAAUGGUGCAAUGUAUAGAACUAACAAGAGACUGUAAAGGUUGUUUGGCAUGGAGUAUCACAAAGAUUUUAACAAACAACGACAUUAAACAAGGUGGGAGGGUUUUGGGUACGAAUUGUAAUGUAAGGUAUGAGCUAUACCCUUUUCUUAGAAGUUAAGCAUUUUUAAGUUAUGAUUACUUUUUCUUUUUGUUGCUAAAAUGCAAUAUACGUAUAUCAAUAAAAAGAGUGUUUACAAAAGCAGAUCCAAAGUAUUUUUAGAAGCAAAAAUGACACAUCAUUUGUUAAAUUUUUUUUAAUUCGAAUAAGUUUAACAUUUAUUCAAAACAAAAGUUAAAAGAUCAAAACUGAAUUUUUAAAACAAUGAUUUUCGAAUGGGUUGGAAUUCUUGAGCCUAUAACCCAACUGACUUGUUUUCACCCUCAGUAAAGCUUUGCUUUGAUGACUUCAGUUGAUAGUUGACAUGAUUAUGAAUGAUGUUUGGUAACUCUCUUACUGAGUGAUGAGGCUACUGGUUCUUACUGCGAUUAAAAAUUUUUCCAGAUUAAAUAUUUGGUUGAUUGAAAAGUGAGUUUAACAAGCACCAUGUCAUGCUCAUUUAUCCUCGUAUGUUUUAUUGUGCAUUGCAUGAUCUACCAGUCCAGCCCAGGUUCAUCUUCUCUCAGUAGUUGAGCAGAACAAUUCUCAUAACUUACGUGAAUUCUAAAACGUUGAACCAGUUGAAAAUUAAAAAUGAGUUGAUUACACCAAAGGACACUUUUUGUCUUUCUUUUACACCUAGAGACACUUUUCAAAUUUGACACACUUUCUGGUGGGACCUAUGCGUUUUUUUGACAAAUCUACCCUUAAUGAGAAGGAAAAAAUGUUUGUGGACAUGGAUACAUGAAAAUUUGUGGACAUAGGUACAUUAAUGUUUGUGGACAAAGCAAGUUGUGAACGAACAAUUUUAACGUACAUAUCUCUUAUACACAUCAACAUCUUGUAUAAAUGAUAUUGAUUAUAUAGAACGAUGAUAUCGUUUGAACCAAUAAAUUGUGGAUAUACAAAUUGUGGACGAGUUGAUAUUAAUUAUAUUAAAUGAAUGAUAUGGUUUGAACCAAUGAAUUGUAGAUAUACAGAUUGUGGACGGGUUGGUAUUGAUUAUAUAGAAUGAAUGAUAUUGUUUGAACCAAUGAAUUGUGGAUACAAAUUGUAGACGGGUUUCUGGCCUUAAUCUUGCUGAUAAAAAGUUCAAUUUAAUAGAUCAGCGCAUGAUUACAUCAACAACAAAAAAAAAACUAAUUAAAAGCAAU